Messenger RNA from Guillardia theta CCMP2712, 1552 nucleotides. RefSeq lists its product as hypothetical. Lineage: Eukaryota; Cryptophyceae; Pyrenomonadales; Geminigeraceae. The transcript has 14 exons. Bases 233 to 1552 code for a protein of 439 amino acids. The record is from RefSeq and is a predicted model, not a curated record.
ACUCUGGGUCUUGUGUGGUCGCAAUGCAAGGACUUGGAGUCAGGUGUGAUGGCGGCGGAGGAUGAGGAAGAUGCUGAGUGUGAUAUGAUGCGGAAUACGAGAGAAGACGAUAUGCUCUUUGCGAGAGUUGACAUGAAAUCAAUUCGAUGAAUCUUCUUCCAUCGAAGACUUGGAGGUGAACGGAUUGUACCAUUCACGACAGACCUCGCUGGAACACCGUUGAUGCACAAAGAUGCGUUGUAAGGGACCGAGGUUCACUGUUGUACUUGUCAUGAUGUUGUACAUGAUGAGUAGCAACGAGUCGAUGCCAUUGCGGAAGAAAACUUUACCUGCCCUACCGCGGAAAACUUCACCUGCUCGAUCGACACCACUCCGCAAAGCAAGCAAGCUGAAAACACAAGUCGCUGUAAAGAAAAGGCUGGGAAGACGAGAACGGAUGAGGAAAACAAGGAGAGUCAAGGAAGCGAAAUCUCGCCAUCCUCCUCCUCCUCCUCCGAUCCGGAGGUCUUCAAUUAUUUUCAAUAGUCCAGAGGAUCUCGAGGGGAAGCGAGUCGGAGAUGUAAUGAAAGAAUACCUUCCGACGAUGGAAGAACUUCGGGAGGCCUUUGUGGCGUGCGAUGAAGGGAAAACCCUGACGGAGCACCAAUCAUGGUUGAUUGCCACUUUCGUCAGUCUAGAGGACAUGCCCACCAAGUAUCACCGAUUCAUCACCGACGAAGAGUACAAGAAUCAUCAAGUUUCGUACGAAGAGAACCGGUUGAUCUUGGGGUGUGGAGAUUUCGUCAACUGCGAGUUCUGUCAUUAUCGCUACAAUCGAACGAACUGGCAGAAAAGGCCCGAAGAAGAACUACCCCAGAACCUCACACACUACUAUGACAUGGCUCAUGACAACCUGAAGAUGCUUUUGGAAAAAAUGAAGAUAAUGUUUGAGAAUCCGACAGAUGAAGCCCCGCGAGCGAUUGAAACCUUGGGAGAUUUCGACUUCAGCAAAGAGAUACAGCCAGUGAAAGAGGCGCACGUGAUGAGAGAUCCGAAGGUCAUGAACUGCAGCAUCUUGCAGCUCAAGCAACACGCUGAUUCGGAAACGCAUGGCACGCAGCAUGCGUCAUGUAACGUCCAAGCAAUGUCAAGGUUGCCGAUGAAAGAAAGUCUGUCUCUCGGGCUCAAACGGUUUCAGAUCGAGAGAGUGGGGCUGGUGCAUCUGAGAAACUUGGGACGUGGUUUCGCUGUCUUCAACGGCACAAAGAUCCAGGUGAUCGAGGAGAUAACCAAUGGGUUGAUUAUGAAUGUUACGGUGAUUUCGGCGAACCCGAUUAUGCGAUAUCAGUUCGAGUUGAGCAGGCUGGGCGUGGAAGAGCACAUAGACAAAUGGGUGCAAAGAGACAAGGAGGACCAGGAGAUGAGGCUUGAGGCGUGGCAAGCUUUUCAAGAAUGGCAGAGAGCAGAACUCUUAGAACUGGAGGAAGAGGAGAAGAAGAAGGAACGCCCCAAGUUCAAACCCGGGCAAUGGAAACAGAGGUAUGGCAUGCGGUGUUCUUGCGAAGAUGGUUAA